This is a messenger RNA of Lachancea dasiensis, 1932 nucleotides long. The record is from the annotation of a GenBank genome assembly. Lineage: Eukaryota; Fungi; Ascomycota; Saccharomycetes; Saccharomycetales; Saccharomycetaceae.
AUGAAGCGGGAAUCUGGACUCCCGCAGAAGGGUAGUGAACACCCUCAUAAGCAGCCCACCAUGGAAGUCGACAAGGUUAAAUCUCUAUUCAACGCUAAAAUUUGGGAUCGGGCCUUCCAAGAGGGCUUGCAGCACGAAAUCAAAUCGGCACAACCUUAUAACUGGGGUACAAUUCGGGAUCUGGUGGAUGACGAGCUUCUGCGAAAUGUUCGAAAGGAAAUCGAAACUGAGAUCCAUUUCACCAACAAAGAGACAGACAUCUACAAGGUCAAUCAAAGCGGAGACCUGGCCAACUUGUCAGGGCUGGAUUGGGAUGAUUUGUCGCGCUUACCCAGUCUAUGCCGAUUGAGAGAAAUUCUGUAUUCGGAAGUUUAUCGAGACGUUAUUUCGUAUGUGACAGGAGCUGGUAAGCUGUCAGGUGAAAAGAUGGACAUGUCUAUCAACACUUACACGAAAGGGUGCCAUCUGCUCACGCAUGACGACGUAAUUGGCUCCAGGAGGGUUAGUUUCAUUCUAUAUCUCCCAGAUCCUGACAAGCGGUGGAAGGAUCAUUAUGGGGGUGGUUUGCGUCUUUUCCCUAGUAUUGUGGCGAACGUGCCUCAAAGUGAUCACAGCGCCAAGCUUGUCCCUCAAUUCAAUCAAAUUGCUUUGUUUCAAGUUCAACCUGGGUUCUCGUUCCAUGACGUAGAAGAGGUCCAUGUCAAUAAGCAUCGUUUGUCUAUCCAAGGAUGGUACCACAUUCCACAGAAAGGUGAACGGGGGUUUGUCCCAGGAGAGGAAGAGGAGUGGGUAAAGACCAACACAAGCACCCUUGCACAGCUAGAGUCUAAUGUAUUACAAGAUUACGAAUUUCCCAAAUCUGAAAGAGAUAUACUGCCCUUACACCAAAUCAGACACGUUGACGAUUUCAUUAAUGCUCAAUCCUCAGACGAUAUGAACGAGGGAAAGCUGCCUGAUUUAAGUCUGCUAUCGAGCAAAGAAGUCUCUUAUCUCGCUGGGUAUGUCUCUCCACAUUACUUGACCGCGGAGGGUAUUCACAAAUUGCAGUCGCAGUUUUUAGAGAAGUCACAAUUACAAGUUGAAGACUUUCUGAAUGAAGAGAAGUCGGAAAUUCUGAAGCGACACAUCAAAAAGGAUGAAUUAGAAAAGGAGUGUCCUUACGAAAGCUCCAAGGUCCAAGCACCAUGGAAAACUGCCAUACCACCUCAUAAGUGGAGGUAUUUGUACAUCGAUGGUAAAUCUCAUGAAAACUUCCACAACGAGCAAGAUGUUUUGGACAGACUGAAUACUGAGGAGACGCCGAACUAUACGCUGUUAUCCCAGGUGCUAGAUGCAACUAAAAAUGAUACAGAACUAUGCCUUAUCGAGGUUGUGAGGUUUUUGAAAAGUUCAACUUUCAAAAAGUAUCUCGCCUUACUAACUUUCUUGUCUCCUCUCAGCGAGCAGGUUUUAAUUAGACGAUUCAGGCCAGGGAAAGACUUUACGCUAGCUACGCAGGUUCACAAAAAUGAACUGCUAGGACAAGUUGAAGGUUUUGUUGAAGCAGUCUUGGAAGGUACUUUGUGCUUAACUCCAACUGAUGGCUGGGACUCCGGCGAAGUUGGUGGCUAUGACCUUUACAUGGAUAAUCAGGACGAAGGUGAGGGACUUGACAAAGAUGUCGAUGACGCCGCGGUGUAUAAAAAUGACGAUUCUGGUGAUUCCGUGCUUAUCAAUAAGCCCCCCAGCUGGAACUCGCUCAAUUUGGUACUGAGGGAUGAAAGCGUUUUGCAGUUUAUCAAGUAUGUCAGCUGGUCCGCCAAAUCAAGCCGGUGGGACAUCACUGCCCAAUGGGACGUAAAAACUGUGGGUGACGAAAACGAUGAUAGCGAUAGUAAUAAUGAUGAUGAUGAUGACCACGACAGCGACAUAGGGAACAACAAUGUUCAAUAG